UCUUGCGAAAAAGAAAUCCAAAAAUAACGAAGAAUCGAAAAGGUAAAACGAAAAAGGAAAAUACAGGAAAUUGAGAAAUAGAAAAAAAAGAAGGAAGAAACGAAAAGAGAAGAACCCUAAUUUUCGUAGCGAAAUUGGCUCUCAUCGAUUAUUCAUUUAUUUGACGAUGCAGAGUUUUUCCAAGCAGUAGUUCCAGUGAGGGAUUCAUUCAAUCGCUCCCCCCAUUUCACAUUUUCUCUCUCCUCUAUCUCUCACUCAGGACUUUGGUAUCUUGUUGUACUUUGAGCCGGGGGAUGGAAGGGGACAGAAAGGGUGUUCUUAAAGGACGACAAGGCACCCCGUUCAAGAGAAGGGGUGCAAAUAAGAAAGGGAAAUGGAAUAAUUCUAGGCCUGAACAUCAUGAGAACACUCAGGUUCCUAACCCUACCGACACUGUUUACCGGAUUCUCUGCCCAGCUAAAAAAAUUGGUAGUGUUAUUGGCAAAGGGGGUGGUAUAAUUAAAGUCUUGAGGGAAGAGACUAAGUCGAAGAUUACUGUUUCCGACACAAUUCCUGGAUCAGAUGAGCGGGUAAUAAUGAUUUAUAGUCCUCCUGACAAAAGCUCGAAGAAAGAGGUAGAUGAGGGGAAUGAGAUCUCCAUGCCAUCACAUUGUCCUGCUCAAGAAGCUCUCAUGAGAGUUCAUGAUAGGAUUAUUGAGGAAGACUUGUUGGGUGGAAAGGAAGAUGCUGAAAAUGAAAACUGCAUGGUCAUUGCUCGUCUUCUCGUUCCGAAUAAUAUGGUGGGAUGCCUUCUUGGUAAAGGGGGAGAUGUUAUUCAGAAAUUGAGGAGUGAGACUGGGGCCAGCAUUCGGGUGCUUCCAGCUGAGCAUCUUCCGUCAUGUGCCCUACCUACCGAUGAACUUGUGCAGAUGCAAGGAAAACCUUCGAUUCUGAAGAGAGCACUCUAUGAUGUUUCAACGUUGCUGCAUCAGAAUCCACGCAAGGAGAAAGCUUUAAAUUUCCCCAUGCCUUCCCGAGGCCCAGGUUUUCAUGCUGCGGGUCCUCAUUUGACAAAUUUGCCUCCACCGCGUGGAGGUGACCCUAUGUGGUCUCCACGAGAUCCGUCUCGACACAUGCCACCACCACCAUGGAUGGAGGACUAUGGGCGCCAUCCUGGACAUAACCCAGGCGCUUUUGAUGAUGAUCUGACCAGGCCUGGUCUUGAACCUUCUGGUGAAUUUUCCUUAAAAAUUUUAUGUUUAGUCAGCAAGAUUGGGGGGGUGAUUGGCAAAGGAGGCAUCAAUGUGAGGCAGUUACAGCAGGAAACUGGUACAAGUAUACAUGUUGAAGAUGCAUCUACCCAGCCAGAGGAGCGUGUUAUUCGUGUUUCUGCUUUUGAGACGUUACGAAACCAGAGAUCACAGACCAUUGAUGCGAUUCUUAUGCUUCAAAAUAAAGUUAGUGAUGUUUCUGAGAAGGGCAUAAUCACUACAAGAUUGCUGGUUCCCUCUAAUAAGGUUGGAUGCCUCCUCGGUCAAGGAGGCACAGUUAUCAAUGAAAUGAGAAGGAGAACACAGGCAGACAUACGCGUUUAUUCUAAGGAAGAAAAGCCCGAGUGUGCUUCAGAAGAUGAAGAGCUUGUGCAGGUGUCUGGAAGUUUUGCAGUAGCCAAAGAUGCUCUGGCAGAGGUAGCAUCAAGGCUAAGGGCAAGAUGCUUGAGGGAUGCUGGUGCUGCUGCAGAACCAGCCCCACCUCCUUCAAGGCCUGUCCAUGGAUAUGGUACAACUGGAGGUUUUCCACGAGGAGAACCCCAGGGUCCUGGUCCAGUUGGAAUGGGAUCCACUGGUAGCUACAGUGCUGUCAAGGGUGGAAUGCACAACUAUGAGCCUCCUAGUUACUCAGUCCAGCCAAAUGCAUCUAGGUACUCGAAUCCUAAUAGUUCUAUGGAGUCUCACUACCCAAAUAGUUCUAUGGAGUCUCACUACCGAAAUAGUUCUACGGAGUCUCACUACCCAAAUAGUGGGAUAAGUUCAGCUCCUGGGGCAGGAGGAUAUGCAAAUCAUCCCGAGGCUCCUGGAAUGAGAAUGAAGCUUCAUGAUCCUUACCUCAGUGCCUCAGAUUCUCGGGUUGACAUCCAUGGUGGCUCUGAUCGUUAUCCUGCUGCCCCCCCAGUUAAUUACAAUAAUUAUAGUGGGCCCAACAACACUCAUCAGGGUUCCUACCCAGAUCCUAAAGGACAAAGCUCUUAUCACAGCAUGGCUCCACAACAAACUGCUUAUCAAAGUCCUUAUCAGAAUCAUCAAGUUCCUUAUCAACAGAACAAUGCUCAACAGAGCCCCUAUAGAAACAUGAAUGCCCAGCAUGGUGCUUAUCAGAGUGUUCCAGCGCACAAUUCCUACCAAUACUAACUUCCCCUUUAUGAGCAUUUUUGUAUCAUAUAGCUGAAAUUAAUUAGUUUUGGUGAUAUUAUCAAUGGCAAGUUAGAAAUGCAACCAUGGUGAUUUAGAGUUGUUCUUUCAUUUUUCUACUCUUUUUCCUGUAACGUUAGUUCUCUAUCAUUUUGCUGGGUCUGUUUUCUUGCAUUGAUCCGUUUGUGCUGGUUUCGUUGAAGGAAGCUGUAAGCAUAUUGUAAUAUUAGGUUCCCAAAAUUAAUGGUUUGCAUACUUAGUUCAA
Spinacia oleracea (spinach) is the source of this 2652-nucleotide messenger RNA. RefSeq names its product KH domain-containing protein HEN4. The coding region runs from base 294 to 2387 and encodes 697 amino acids. The record is from RefSeq and is a predicted model, not a curated record. Gene Ontology annotation, molecular function: RNA binding. The transcript is spliced from 8 exons. Lineage: Eukaryota; Viridiplantae; Streptophyta; Magnoliopsida; Caryophyllales; Amaranthaceae.